Chaetomium fimeti is the source of this 1131-nucleotide messenger RNA. RefSeq lists its product as uncharacterized. The transcript is spliced from 3 exons. Lineage: Eukaryota; Fungi; Ascomycota; Sordariomycetes; Sordariales; Chaetomiaceae. The record is from RefSeq and is a predicted model, not a curated record. Bases 132 to 1037 code for a protein of 301 amino acids.
GUUCAGCUUCGAACGAUCGAAACCACCUGCUGAUUUGGGGAAGCAAUGGUGAUUGUUGAACAUCUACAGGGUACGAAGCAUGUAGGUAUCUGGCGGUGAAAACGCGUCUUGUUGGUCAUGCUGAACCCGUCAUGGCAAUUCUCAUUCCGGAACCCGACGUCAAUGGCCGUGUCCGGGCUUCGAUUGAAGAGAGCGCCGCUCGGUACGCCGAGGUCGGCCGCCUACUCGCGUCCGUCGGCCACCAUGUGGACAUGCCGCUGCUCCAAAACCCGGAAGAAGAUCCCCUCCCCUGUCGCGAGGCCGUUGAGGAGACCACCGCUGUCAGCGCACAUUUCUCGGCGCAGAUACCACGCGAGAAGCGCAGCCUCGCUGGGAGAGGCAAAGCUGGCGCCGAUAGACGCGGAAAAGGGUGUCGGGGUCGAAAUCACGAAACUCUCCCUACGCUACCGUUUAUACGCAAGCUCCGUAUCGUACAGGGCGCCGGGUCCCGCUACGACCAGACGGCAGCUGGUAUUUCGUCGGCCCGCGAGACCACCGCCGAGGAUGAGGCGAUGGACGAACAGUGGGACGAGGAUCCCCAGGGCGGCGAAGAGGUCGACUUUUUCCCGGACAUGUUCCGUACCGAGCCGCUCGCCGAGCGGGUCGAGCCUCUACUCUCGGGGUUUCCCGCGGCAGUGAAAAACAUGGGCGCGCCCUCGAGGAUGCCGAGCUCUUUGCCUACCUGGCGUGGCAUCCUUCCGAAAGCAGGGCAGACGAGGACGGAGACGGGGCGCCGUACGACUGCGAAAACGGCGUGCAUAGGUGGGGGGUGCGAUACCUUGCUGGUGGGGAUGGUGGAGUGGUCCAGUGUGCAGGUCGGUGAUUGGAGACGAAGUCAGACCGUGCUGGACCUGUUUGGAGACCUGGGGCGACAGGAGUGGUUGGACUUUGAGUUUGGGCAUAAAAGACACAUUAAGCCCUAUACUGGCGCUUCGGUCGGUAGGUCGGAAGGUACCCGGAAGAAACCGUCGCACAUCCCGCGCAUCCAACCCCACUGACCCCGCCCCCCCCCCCCACUUUCCCUUGCUUUGCGGGGCCCCUCAGCCCUACGCAGAGCACAACUUUUAUUUACUCUUUUGAGGACAGCUUCAA